Messenger RNA from Xenopus laevis (African clawed frog), 2684 nucleotides. RefSeq names its product latent-transforming growth factor beta-binding protein 4-like. Bases 308 to 2506 code for a protein of 732 amino acids. The record is from RefSeq and is a predicted model, not a curated record. NCBI's taxonomy places the organism in Eukaryota, Metazoa, Chordata, Amphibia, Anura, Pipidae. The transcript has 17 exons.
AAAGAAAGUAAAAAUGGGAUUUUAUUUUUUGCCUUUACAUGCCCUUUAAGGCACCGGUUGAGCAAUGACAAUUCUGAAUAAUAUCAAAACAUGGUUGAUAUGGUGACUACAAGCAAAUAAAAAGACAAAGGGGGAAUUAUUCCUGUGGGUUUCCCUCUUUCCUGCAAAUCUAGACUUCCCCUCUGACAAUAUCAGCUUUGUCUCCUCACAUGUUUGAGCUCAUAGGAGGAUAGGAGCUAGCAAUCACUUCUCUAAUCCUCAUAUACAUCUCUGAACUCACCUUCUAUUCUCUGAUUCUUGUGCCAGGAUGAGCUGCUCACUAGGAUUCCCUCUGAGAGGUCUCUGCCUGCUGUUUUUGUUCUCCUGGUCAGUAGGCAAAUAUGUUGUUCCAGAAAGACUCAGACAUGUUGCAAAGUGUGGAGGUCACACUGGGAGGUGCCCCAAAAACUCAACUUGUGAGCCAACCAGAUGGGGGAACUUCUGCAUUUGUGAAACUGGAUUCUUCAACAACAAGGAGAAAACAGCAAUCACCUAUCCUGGGGGCCAGUGUGAUGAUAUUGAUGAAUGUCUCCAUAGCCCUUCCAGCUGUUCUCCCCCUGCCAUCUGCACUAACACUCCCGGCAGCUACUUGUGCACUUGCAGAACUGGGAAAAGAGAACCUGCAAUAAGCAAAAGGGGCAAAAACAACCUGGGUGGAUAUUAUAUAAUUCCAAGGCUUAGAGCUGUUACACAGUGCAAAAGGCAGACGUUGGUGUGUCCGGAACACUCAACCUGUGAGCCGACCCCGUGGGGAGACUUCUGCAUCUGUAAAGAGGGAUUCUACAACACCAAGGACAGGUCCAUUGUCACCUACCCUGGGGGGCGCUGUGCUGAUAUAGACGAAUGCACCAAACAUCCGUCCUACUGUCAAGCCCCAUUCAUCUGUAACAACACCCUGGGGAGCUACACGUGUACCUGUCCCUAUGACACUGCUGAAAAUGAUACAACUGUCCCCAUUCCCAAUGCAGAUAUUAAUGAGUGUCUCAUGGAUCCUUCUAUUUGCAAACCUCCUAUGGUCUGUAGUAAUAAUACUCCAGGCAGUCAUAUGUGUGGAUGCGACACUGGGUAUUACAAGAGUUUCAUUGGCCAGAAUGGAAUCAACAUAACUUUAUGUUUAGAUAUUGAUGAAUGUGUCAGUAACCGAUCCCUCUGCCAACCUCCCGCUCUCUGCACUAACACUCCAGGGAGUCACUCGUGUAGCUGCCCUACUGGGUAUAUCAAGCAGAACAUUAGCAAACAUGGAGACAACCGCAUCACUUGUACAGAUAUCGAUGAAUGUGUAGGAAGCCCACCUGUGUGUAAACCCCCUGCUGUCUGCAGCAAUACCCCCGGCAGCUACCUGUGCACUUGCACCUCUGGGAAUGUGGAACUCGCAAUGAGGAAAAGAUAUAAAACUGUUAUAAAGGGCAAAGGUGGGUAUUACAUCCCCCUGAGACUCAGACACGCCCCGCGGUGUAAAAGGCAGGGCCCCAUGUGCCCAAAUCACUCAGCCUGUGAGCCCACCCAGUGGGGAGACUUCUGCAUCUGUAAAGAGGGAUUCUACAACACCAAGGAGAGGUCCAUAAUUACCUACCCUGGGGGAAAAUGUGAUGAUAUAGAUGAAUGCACCAAGCACCCUUCCUUCUGCCAAUCCCCAUUCAUCUGUACCAACACCCUGGGGAGCUACACAUGUACCUGUGCCAAUAGCAGUGCAGAAGAUGUUCCUGACACAGCCACUAGUAUGGCCACUGCAGAUAUUGAUGAAUGUCUUUAUCACCCGUCACUGUGCAAGACACCAUCUGUUUGUACUGAUGUUCGGGGUCGGGGUGGGUACCGCUGUGUGUGCCCCGCAGGCUAUAAUGAGAGUGUCAGUAAAAGAGACAAUCAAACUACUUGUUUAGAUAUUGAUGAAUGUGUUAGUAAACGUUCCCUCUGCCAACCUCCGGCCAACUGCACUAACACUCCAGGGAGUUACAUUUGUACCUGUCCUGCUGGGUAUAUCAAGCGUAAGGUUGGCAAUAACUUCACCACUUGUCAAGAUAUAGACGAAUGUAUUAGGAGCCCUUCUGUCUGUAAGCCCCCGGCUAACUGCACUAAUACCCCCGGCAGCUACUUGUGCACUUGCACUGCUGGGACCAUUCAACCUGCAAUGACCAGAAAGCUGGGCAGUAUCAUCUCAGGCCUGGGAGGUUAUUAUAUUUCUCCCCGGUUCAGGCAUGUUCCACAGUGUAGGGGAAGCUUCCCGGUGUGCCCAUUGCACUCAUCUUGCCAGUCCACAAACUGGGGAGCCUUCUGCAUCUGUAAUAAUGGAUUCUACAACUACAAGGAGAAGACAAUAAUCACUUACCCCGGGGGGAAGUGUGAAGAUAUUGAUGAAUGCACCAAACCUUCCUCCUGCCAAGCCCCAUUCAACUGCACCAACACCCGAGGCAGUUACACGUGUGCCUGUCCCAAUGGGACUUCUGAUCCGCAUCACCACGGGAGAUGAAUUUCGGUUGUUUUCAUUGGGGGUCAGUGUGUUUCCCCGUUGUAUGAUCCAUCCUUGCGGCUUGUUAGAUGAUUGUAUUCCUGUUUCUAAUCAAAGAAAGUGUGACACAUUUAUUAUUAAAUGAUGUACUUUCAGUGUUAUUUAAUCACUUAUGUAUUAAACCUUAUAUUGCUUAUGA